Thalassophryne amazonica is the source of this 3269-nucleotide messenger RNA. RefSeq names its product coagulation factor VII, like (gene f7l). The transcript is spliced from 8 exons. Gene Ontology annotation, biological process: proteolysis; blood coagulation. NCBI's taxonomy places the organism in Eukaryota, Metazoa, Chordata, Actinopteri, Batrachoidiformes, Batrachoididae. Gene Ontology annotation, cellular component: extracellular region. Gene Ontology annotation, molecular function: calcium ion binding; serine-type endopeptidase activity. The record is from RefSeq and is a predicted model, not a curated record. The coding region runs from base 250 to 1551 and encodes 433 amino acids.
AAGUCUUCUCUGUACCUUCUGGCAAAUGGUAGCUGAAUGUUUGUGGCGUGUUUUUAACAAAUUUCUUCUUUGUGCUGCUCAAACAGGAUUUUUUGAAAAACGGCUCCCAAAUAUGGACAGCGGAAGAAACGGCAGCAGGAAGCUCGGCCUGUUUGUCAGCUGCUUCACUGUGUUGACACAAACACUGUACGUGUCACACAGACUGUUUACAUCACUGUCUUUGUGACCUUUGAACGGUUUGGAAACAAAAUGGCGCCUUUCAGCGGAGACACAAAGCCACUCUUCUUCCUUCAGCUCCUUAUUGUGUCUGUCCCAGCAUGCACUGGGUUUCCUGGAGCCGUGUUUGUGAGCCAACCUGAAGCCAGCGUUUUUCUGCACCGCAGUCGGCGGGCGAAUUCAUUUCUGGAGGAGUUGCGGCGAGGAGACCUGGAGCGGGAGUGUCUGGAGGAGAGAUGUUCCUACGAGGAGGCCAGGGAGAUCUUUGCGCUGCCCCAGCAGCUGGAGGUUUUCUGGAGAACCUACACAGCGGUGGAUCACUGCAGACUGUCGCCCUGUAAAAACGGAGCAACGUGUACUCGCCAUGUGGAAACCUACGUCUGCCUUUGUCCACCUGGUUUCCAAGGACGACACUGUGAAAAAGUGCGUUUGAGCUCCUAUGGCUGUCUCCAUAGAAACGGAGGAUGUGAACAUUUCUGCCGAGAGCUUCCGGAUCGUUCUCACCGCUGCUUAUGUCACCCGGACUAUAAGCUGGAUCAUGAGAACAGCACCUGCCUGCCUCGAGUGUCUGUCCCCUGUGGAAGGCCGCUGGUGCACGUCAUUCCCAGGGUUGUUAACGGCUACAUCUGUCCCAAAGGACACUGUCCAUGGCAGGCUCUGCUGUCUGAAAAUCACGUGUAUAAAUGCGGCGCCAUCGUUGUCUCUCCUCAGUGGAUCCUGACGGCGGCUCACUGCGUUUGGCAGAAACCUGCCGCCGUCUUCCACGUCACAGUCGGUGAACACGACCAGAGACAGGUGGAGGGCACGGAGCAGGUGAGGAGAGUCUCCAAAGUCUUGAUCCACUACGGCUACAACCAAACCAAUUAUGACUCGGACCUGGCCCUGCUGAAGCUGUACCGUCCCAUCAAACUGGGAACCUAUGUGGUGCCUAUUUGCCUUCCAGCCCUGAACACGUCCUUCAGCAGGACACUGGCGAGCGUCCGCCUGUACACGGUGAGCGGGUGGGGCCGCCUGGCUCAGUCCGGACCCUCGUCCAAGGUACUGCAGCGUCUGGAGCUGCCGAGGGUCCCGCUGCAGGAGUGCCGCGCACACACCAAGUUCAACAUCACCAGGAACAUGCUGUGCGCUGGGCUGAAGGACGGCGGCCAGGACGCCUGCCAGGGCGACAGCGGCGGGCCUCUGGUCACACGCUACAAGAAGACAUGGUUCCUGAUGGGCGUGGUGAGCUGGGGGAAGGGCUGCGCCAACAAGAACCGGUACGGCGUCUACACCCGAGUCAGCAGCUUCCUGGAGUGGAUCGACCAUAAGAUGUCCAGUACGAGGUCAGAACUGUGAGACCAGAACCAGAACUGGACUGGGUGCUCAGUAUGACACCCGCACCUUACAUUUGACACCAAAUCAGGCUAAUUAAUUCUUUGUGAUUCAGUCUUAAACUACAAGCACCGACUUUAAUCCAGAUUAUGAGUUUGACCGUUCAAGGUCGCCCAAAGUCAAAGGUCGUGUGACCAAUAGAAACGUGCUCUAUGACGUCAUAUUAGAGUUUAAUAGUAACCGUCGGUUUACUCAAAGUAACAGCUGAAAACAGACUUUAAUUCAAAACGAUCAUAUUCAACAUUUAGAAGUUAGACAUUUUUUUAUCCACAGUCCCUUAAUUUUCACAUUAUCUUUUGAAUACAAAUAAUCACUUUUCCAGCCACUGAAAACGGAGAAACUGUGUAAAAAUGUACAUGAACAUGUGGAUUCUUUCAUUUACUUACUCAUUCUUUCAAAUACUUCUGAACCCAACUGUGGAAGCUUUGAGACAAAUUUUGAUCUUGGCCCAUGACCUUUACCCCCUCAGAAAACUAAGUGCAAUCACAUUUGUCAUUCUGCAAGGUGACCAUCAAAAUACUUUGAAUUACAUUGUCUCACACACACGUGCGCGCACACACACACACACACACACACAGGAACUACAAUAGAACAAACACAGUGUUAUAACCAGACCACAGAUAUAACAGUGUUAUAACCGCAGACCGUAGCUAUAAGUGUCAUAACCACAGACCGCAGAUAUAACAGUGUUAUAACCGCAGACCACAGAUAUAACAGUGUUAUAACCGCAGACCAUCGCUAUAACAGUGUUAUAACCGCAGACCACAGAUAUAACAGUGUUAUAACUGCAGACCAUCGCUAUAACAGUGUUAUAACCGCAGACCACAGAUAUAACAGUGUUAUAACUGCAGACCGUAGCUAUAACAGUGUCAUAACCGCAGACCGUAGAUAUAACAGUGUUGUAGCUGCAGACCGCAGAUAUAACAGAGUUAUAAUCACGGACUGUAGACAUAACAGUGUUAUAGCCAUAGACCAUAGUUAUAACAGUGUUAUUAGCAGACUGUAGAUAUAGAAGUGUUAUAACCGCACAGUGUUAUAACUAGGGUCUGCAGUUAUAUAACAGCAGACCCUAGUUAUUGCACUGUUGUAACCACAGACUGUAGUUAUAACAGUGUCAUAACCACAGAUAUAACAGUGUCAUAACCACAGAUAUAACAGUGUCAUAACCGCAGAUAUAACAGUGUCAUAACCGCAGAUAUAACAGUGUCAUAACCGCAGAUAUAACUGUGUCAUAACCACAGACCGCAGAUACAACAGUGUUAUAACAGCAGACCACAGAUAUAACAGUGUUAUAACAGCACGCCAUAGAUAUUACAGUGUUAAAGGCACAGACAGCAGAUAUAACAGUGUUAUAGCUGCAGACUACGGACAAAAUGGUGUUAUAGCCACAGACUACAGAUAUAACAGUGUUAUGACAGCAGAUCAUAGAUAUAACAAUGUUAUAACUGACCAUAGUUAUACCCGUGUUACACCAACAGACCGUAGUUAUAACAGUGUAAUAACCGCAGACUGUAGAUAUAAUAGUGUUAUAAACACAGGUCAUAGAUAUAACAGUGUUAUAACCACAGACUGUAGAUAUAAUAGUGUUAUAAACACAGGUCGUAGAUAUAACAGUGUUAUAACCACAGACUGUAUGUGUUACAGUUGUAUGCAAAAGGUUGGGCACCCCUGGUAAUUUUCAU